Molecule: messenger RNA, 1135 nt
Organism: Piliocolobus tephrosceles (Ugandan red Colobus)
Lineage: Eukaryota; Metazoa; Chordata; Mammalia; Primates; Cercopithecidae
Gene: C1QA
Product: complement C1q A chain
Exons: 3
Coding region: 199-936 (245 amino acids)
Molecular function (GO): protein binding
Source: RefSeq, a predicted model, not a curated record
CUGAAGUCUGCUCAAAAUGUCCCUGGUGAGCUUCUGGCCCCUGGGGAAGUUCAGGGGGGCAGGUCUGGAGAAGGGGAAGUGGGAAGGGAUGUGAAACUUGGCCACAGCCUGGCGCCACUCCUGCUGGGCAGCCCACAGGGUCCCUGGGCAGAGGGCAGGAGCAUCCAGUUGGAGUUGACAACGGGAGGCAGGGGCAACAUGGAAGGCCCCCAGGGAUGGCUGGUGGUCUGUGUGCUGGCCAUAUCGCUGGCCUCUAUGGUGACCGAGAACGUGUGCCGAGCACCAGACGGGAAGAACGGGGCGGCGGGAAGACCCGGCAGACCAGGGCGGCCAGGCCUCAAGGGGGAGCAAGGGGAGCCUGGGGCCCCUGGCAUCAGGACAGGCAUCCAAGGCCUUAAAGGGGACCAGGGGGAACCCGGGCCCUCUGGAAACCCCGGCAAGGUGGGCUACCCAGGGCCCAGUGGCCCCCUCGGGGACCGUGGCAUCCCAGGAAUUAAAGGUAUCAAGGGCAACCCAGGAAACAUCAAGGACCAGCCGCGGCCGGCCUUCUCGGCCAUUCGGCGGAACCCACCGAUGGGGGGCAACGUGGUCAUCUUCGACAUGGUCAUCACCAACCAGGAACAGCCGUACCAGAACCACUCGGGCCGAUUCGUCUGUGCUGUACCCGGCUACUACUACUUCACCUUCCAGGUGGUGUCCGAGCGGGAAAUCUGCCUGUCCAUUGUCUCCUCCUCAAGGGGCCAGGUCAGACGCUCCCUGGGCUUCUGUGACACCACCAACAAGGGGCUCUUCCAGGUGGUGUCAGGGGGCAUGGUGCUUCAGCUGCAGCGGGGUGACCAGGUCUGGGUCGAAAAAGACCCCAGAAAGGGUAACAUUUACCAUGGUCUUGAGGCUGACAGCGUCUUCAGCGGCUUCCUCAUCUUCCCGUCCACCUGAGCCAGGGAAGGAUCCCCUCCCCCACCCACCUCUCUGGCUUCCAUGCUCUGCUCUGUAAAAUGGGGGCUCCGUUGUUUCAGCUGCUGAAGGGAGGGGGCUGCCUCCGAGAGCCCCAGGACUGGCUGCCCCCAUGACACAUGCUCUAAGAAGCUCAUUUCUUAGAACUCUUCCUGGAAUAAACAUCUGUGUCUGUGUCUGC